Messenger RNA from Odobenus rosmarus divergens (Pacific walrus), 921 nucleotides. It is a transcript of the gene ACRV1, whose product is annotated as acrosomal vesicle protein 1. Bases 1 to 798 code for a protein of 265 amino acids. Lineage: Eukaryota; Metazoa; Chordata; Mammalia; Carnivora; Odobenidae. The transcript has 6 exons. The record is from RefSeq and is a predicted model, not a curated record.
AUGAAGAAGUUUUCCUUACUAAUGAGUCUUUAUCUGAUUGGAUGUGCCAGAGGAGCAUCAGGUCAGCCUGAUGAGCCUCCUGGCUCUAUGGGUCAUCAAGCUUCAGUUCAGCAAUUUUCAGGUGAGUACUUUUCACUUGGAAACCCUUCAGAUGGUGAGACUUUAUAUGAGACUUCUGCAGGCGAGAGCACUUUAACUGAACAUGGUUCAAGUGAACACAUUUCAGGUGAACACGCUUCAGGUGAACGUGCUUCAGGUGAGCAUGCUACGGGUGAACAUACUUCAGGUGAACAUAUUGCCAGUGAGCACGCUUCUGGUGAACAACCUUCAGGUGAACAGCCUUCUGAUGAAAAGCCUUCAGGUGAACAGCUUUCCGGCGAACAGGCUUCUGGUGAAAAUAUUUCUGGUGAACAGUCUUCCAGUGAAAAACCUUCAGGUGAACAGGUUUCAGCUGAAAAGCCUUCAGGUGAACAAGCUUCCGGUGAGAAGGCUUCCGGUGAACAGGGUUCAGGUGAACAAGCUUCAGGCAUUCCACCAUCAAGCACAUUUUCAGGCCCAAUAUUAAAUUGCCACACAUGCUCAUAUAUGAAUGAUCAUGGAAAAUGUCUUCGUGGAGAGGGAGUCUGCUCCACUCAGAAUUCCCAGCAGUGCAUGUUAAAGAAGAUCUUUGAAGGUGGAAAACUCCAAUUCAUGGUUCAGGGGUGUGAGAACAUGUGCCCAUCUAUGAACCUAUUCUCCCAUGGAACGAGGAUGCAAAUUAUAUGCUGUCGGAACCAAUCUUUUUGCAACAAGAUCUAGAAGCCUGUGCCUUUGCUUCCUGCCCUGACUCAGGCAGUAAAAAUUCUCCAUCACCCUAAAGGGCUUAAUUUAUAUUUUGUUUCUUCCCCAGUCAAUAAGUAAUCACGUCUGUCUCUGCCUGAG